AUGGCUGAAGCAGCAGUUUCCUAUGUUGCAGAGCGGCUUAUAGAUCUUCUCCAGAAAAAAAUUGUUUUCUUGAAAAACGUCCAACAAGGAGUUGAAGGAAUGCAAAAUGAGCUUGUCAGGAAGGAGAUUGAAUCGAUUCAGACCAGAAUUCUUGAAAUAUCCAACCGUCGUGAAAGAUACGGCAUCAGGCAUAUUCAAGGUCUCGGAGAUGGGGAAGGGUCAAGCACAACACAUAAGAAGCUGCGUGAACUAAGACGCUCCUCUCCCUUGGUUGCCAACAAGGAUGUUGUUGGUCUAGAGAAGCAUGUGAACUCUGUCGUGUCAAUCCUUCUGAAGGAGGACAAACGGUUUUGUGUUGCUUCAAUUGUUGGUAUGGGGGGCGUCGGCAAGACGACUCUUGCCAAGGAAGUUUAUAACCGAACUCAAAUCAGAGACAAGUUUGACACUCGGGCAUGGCUUUAUGUGUCCCAAGAUUAUAAGCCCAAGAAGAUCGUCAAGGAACUCAUUUUACAACUGGCAAAUCCAGAAGAAGAUAAAGUGAAGAUAGUGGAAACGAUGGACAAAUUGUCAGCGGACGGUUUGGAUGGAAUGCUCCAGAGGCGUUUGAAAGAUACAUGCUAUCUCAUUGUUCUUGAUGACAUCUGGACGACAGAAGCAUGUGAUCUCAUUGUUAGGUCAUUUCCUGACAACGAUAAGUCAAGUAGAUUGCUACUUACCAGCCGCCAGAAGGAGGUUGUUUUGCAUGCAGAUCCCCAUGCCACACCCUACAAACUUGAUGUAUUGAGCAAAGAGGAGAGCUGGGAACUCUUUCUCAAGAAAGUAUUUGCUGAGGAUAGAGAGUGUCCACAGGACUUGGUGGACGUGGGAAAAGAGAUUCUGGAAAAAUGUGAUGGGUUGCCACUGGCAAUAACUGUCAUAGGAGGUCUCUUGGCUGGGAAGAAGAAGCAAAGAAGCCUUCUCCAAAAAGGCAAAGAUAUCCUUGUGAAGCAACUCAUGCACAUAUGGAUUGCCCAUGGUCUUAUUCAUCAAAAGGGAGAACAAACAUUAGAGGACAUUGUGGAGGAUUAUCUUGAUGAGCUAAUUGGCAGAAAUAUGCUUCAAGUAAUCCUAGUUAGAGCAGAUGACAGAGUUAAGAGUUGCCGGCUCCAUGAUCUCCUACGAGACUUUUGUAUAAUGAAGGCCAGGGAAGAAAUGUUUCUGGAGGUAGAUAAUCCAUCUAUAUCCCUCUCUGCAUCUCGGCACCGUGUCCUUUACUCUCCAGUAAAGAGGUACGAAUAUUUUGGAAAUUCAAAAUCGUAUAUAAGGUCUCUUCUAUCCUUUGAUUCAUCUUCUAAACUAGUUAACCUUGAUUGUAUUUGUACGGGUAGUUUCAAACUUCUCAGAGUGCUAUACAUAGACUCUCCUGGUUUAAAGGUGAUCUCAGAUAGUAUUGGGAAACUAUGUUCCUUGAAGUACUUAGGCAUAGGAUGGAAGACAUGUAUUAAGAAGUUUCCCCAUUCAAUAAGUCGUCUGCAAAACUUGGAAACGAUAGAUAUGCCCAUGUCUAGGUUUUAUUCUGUGAAAGUUCCUAAUGUCUUAUGGAAGUUAGAGAAUUUACGGCAUAUACUUGGUUACAUAAAUUCCCCCAGCCUAUUGAAGAUUGACCUACCUAACAAUCUCCAAACUCUAGGCAGCAUACCUGUUCAUCACUGGAUGCACCAUCAAAACCUGACUAGAAUGACUCAUCUCCAAAAAGUUGGUUUACUCAUUGGAAGUGCUGAUAACCUAGACAUGAAUCAAUUAUGUAAUUCACUUGCAGAGCUUAAGAGCCUUCAAUCCUUGUGUUUGGAAGUAGAGGGUAGAAGGAGAAUAUUUUUGGUUUCUGGUUUAUCUAAGUUGAGUCACGUUGUCAAGCUUAAGUUGAAGGGAGGCUUAGUAUCAAUGCCAGUUAAUUCUUGCGUAUUUCCACCUAAGCUUUGUCAGCUGACUUUGGUGAACUCAAAUCUCCAUCCAGAUUCAAUCCAAGUAUUGGAGAAGUUAGCCAACUUGUCAGUUCUAAAACUAGUCAAAGCCUUUUAUCAUUAUGAUAGGUAUCAAGAGUAUAGGAUAAGAAUAUCGGAGAAUGGGUUUCGUGGACUCAAGUUUCUCAGGAUGGAUCAACUAGUGUUUAUGAAAGCGAUGCUUCUAGGAAAAGGUGCAAUGGCAGGACUCGAAUGCCUGCAGAUCUUCAAAUGCUACUCGUUGACGAGGCUCCCAGGAGAGUUGAUAUCAUUGUCUAACCUUGAGAAGCUUGAGCUUCGAGGAAUGCCUAAAGAAUUUUUUGCUAGGCUUCGAGUUUCGGAUUUGCAGAAACUGCUACACAUUCCCAACGUUGUGGUUGGACAUCCCAGCACAGAUUAUGAAGAAUGGAUCCAAGAACAGGAGUGUAGCAAUAUGGCUGCAAGUACAACGGGAACAUGGGCCAAGAGAAAAUUUUCCUUGAAUCUUUAA
This is a messenger RNA of Solanum lycopersicum (tomato), 2469 nucleotides long. Its product is annotated as disease resistance protein RPP13-like. Gene Ontology annotation, biological process: defense response to other organism. The record is from RefSeq and is a predicted model, not a curated record. NCBI's taxonomy places the organism in Eukaryota, Viridiplantae, Streptophyta, Magnoliopsida, Solanales, Solanaceae. Gene Ontology annotation, molecular function: ADP binding.